UUAAAGUCACUGGUGUUAGUUUUAUAUAUUUAGCAUCUUCGUGAUACAGGCUGACACCCACAGCAACCUCGGCCAUUAUAGCUACUUCUCUGAAAGUAAAAAUGUCUUUGUCAGCUACAUGGAGCAGGUCAGUCUUUGCCAAACGCAAGAUUCUGUGUACUUUGAGGCGAACCUGUCUGUUUUUUUCAACUACUGACGCUAUUCAAGCUGACCAGAGGAAACCAUCAUCAAAGAAACAGUUGAGAAAACGUCACAAGAAACCUCCCGGGACUGAUGAUAUGUCCUGGGAGGAGAGGCUGGCUGAUGUGGUCACCCCUCUGUGGAGGCUCAGCUAUGAUGAGCAGCUUGAGCUCAAGCAAAAGCACCAGGAAAGCAUACUGUCUCAGCUCUGCGGGUACCUCUCAGGUGAUUUACAAUCUCAAUCCUCAUCAGCUGUCACAAGUAAACUCAGGAUACCUGUUCUGCCUAUUCUGCCAUCGCCAGUGAGGGAAGGCUACCGCAACAAGUCUACGUUUUCUGUCAACAAAGGAGUGGAUGGAAAUCCAAAAACAGUUGGAUUUUACAUGGGCACAGGCAGGGAGAGAAACAUUGUCUGCAUCAAUGGAGACCACCUGCUCAACAUACCGGAGAAGCACAAACUGGUUGCCAGGUGCUACCAGGACUUCAUCCGCCGGUCUUCCCUGGAGCCCUGCCUGCUGUUUCACACUGGCGGUCACUGGAGAGAGGUCACAGUGAGGACCAACAGAGAGGGCCACACUAUGGCUAUCGUGUACUUUCACCCACAGACGCUCACCCCAGAAGACGUGGCGGUCCAUAAGGCUGACCUGGUGGAUUACUUUACGCGUGGACCUGGAUCAGUCUGUCAGCUGGACUCGCUGUUCUUUCAGGAGACCACCAUGACUCGCUGCAGUCAUGAGGAAUCCCCCUACCAGCUCCUGCAUGGUCAGCCACACAUAUACGAAGAGCUGCUGGGCUUUAAGUUCCGCAUCUCUGCUGAUGCCUUUUUCCAGGUGAACCAGGCAGCUGCUGAGGUGCUGUACGACACAGUGAGAGACCUGUGUGUCCCAAACCAGGAGGAAUGUCAGGGAGGAGGAGCUAAAGUUGGCGGUACUCUCCUCGACGUGUGCUGUGGGACAGGUGCCAUCGGUAUCACUGUAUCUCCCAGAGUGGACAGAAUUAUUGGUAUAGAGCUCAUAGAACAGGCAGUGGAGGAUGCCAGACACAACGCGGCUCUCAGUAAUGUGCUGAACUGUGAGUUUAUCCCUGGGAAGGCGGAGGUGGUGCUUCCCGGCCUUAUGUCUCAGCUGAGCUCCACAGGCGGAGGCGUUGUGGCAGCUGUGAUAAACCCUGCUCGAGCUGGCCUGCACCACAGAGUUGUCCGAGCCUUACGAAACCAACCUGCUGUCCGAAAGCUGGUCUAUGUUUCCUGUAAACCGGAUGGAGAAGCUAUGAGGAACUUCAGGGAGCUUUGUUGUGCUCCUGACCCACAGAAGAAACUCACAGGAGAGGCAUUUUCUCCAACUCUAGCCGUGCCUGUGGAUAUGUUCCCACAUACUCCUCAUUGUGAACUGGUGCUGCUUUUUGAGAGGUAGCAAGUACUUCUUGUUCAGAGGUGGGCUGAAACCCUUCAGCUACAAUAACUUUGGUUACUUUAGAAAGCUGUUGAGAGCUGAGUAUGAUAUACUGUAUGCCAGAUAAUGUUUCUAACCACCUACUGUACUUACUGUAAUAAUCUUGCACUCAUGGUUCACCCACACAGGUGUUUUCAACUAUUUUCUUAAGGGCUGCAACAAGUAAUUCAAUUAAUUUGGUAAUUCUUUUGAUUUAUCCUUUGGUGUAUAAAAUGUCAGAAAAUAGACAUUUUCAAGUUGCUUGUUUGGUCCGGCCCAAUACUCAAAGAUAUUACAUUUUCAGGCUGCAAUGAUUAGUUAAAUUAUCGAUUAGUCCGUUGAAAGACAAUGAAUUGUCUAUCUUGAUAAUCAGUUAAUCCUUUCAGUCACUUUUCAAGCAGUUUGCUGUUUCCAGGUUCUUAAAUGUAAGGAUUUGCUGCAUUUCUUUGUACUUGUGAUAGUAAAUGAAGAGUCUUUGGAAUUUGAACUGUUGGUUGACUAAAGAAGCAAUCGGAAGAUGUCACUUUGGCCUCUGGUAAGUUUUAAUAGGCAUUUUUUAGAAUUUGACAUUUUAUAGACUGAACAAUUAAUCGUUAAACUAGUCUGUAGAUUGAAAAUGAAUAUAAUCGUUAGUUGCAGCCCCAUUCACUUCAUAAUCAUAUAAAACAGAGAAACCUGCCAAAUACCUACAUCAGAGAGGCCGGAACCAGCAAAUAUUGCUGUGAUGGACUAAUCGGCAUUGACAAACUACCAGUGGACUAAUUAAGAAGAAUGAUUGAAGGCACUUGUGUGGGACAGUAUAAUGGAAUCUAGUAGAAGAGCCCUUACAGCAUAUGUUUAAAUCGUUGAGACUAUGUCAAAGAGAUGUUGAUUUGAUGCUGCUGGAAUUUUUGGUUCUAUAUGCAGUCUGACCAUAACUAUGAAGAUCCCACUUUGCUGCAAGUAGUAGUGCAUGUCUUAGUCUGCCCUGCAGUAGCUACGUUUGUGCAGUAGAUGGUGCCAUUACAACUUGUUUGGAGCCAUCCUGCUAGGAAACAUCCCAUCCAUUCCAGUUCAUUAAAGGUCAUAACGCAAUGAUUGUUCACUAUGAGGAGUCAAGUUUUAUUCCUGAGAGUUUACCACAGUUUACAUGAGCUCACACAUUGCGACAAUGCGGCCUUGGCUGAUAGGAUGUUCCUUUAUCUCUUGAGUGACAUAAUGGGAUAGUGAUACUCAUGGACAAAAUCAUGGGUUGCUAGUGUUAGCAGAAACACUGGGAAAUGAUUUUUUUGGGGGUUUUUUUGUACCCCCACAACACUCCCAGGGUGUAAUGAGCAGUCUCAUGUUUGACUCCUUACAGGAAAAAAAUCUGUUCACAAUGUUAUUUAUUCACCAA
Molecule: messenger RNA, 2985 nt
Organism: Chelmon rostratus (copperband butterflyfish)
Lineage: Eukaryota; Metazoa; Chordata; Actinopteri; Chaetodontiformes; Chaetodontidae
Gene: trmt2b
Product: tRNA methyltransferase 2 homolog B
Exons: 2
Coding region: 102-1592 (496 amino acids)
Biological process (GO): RNA processing
Molecular function (GO): tRNA (uracil(54)-C5)-methyltransferase activity, S-adenosyl methionine-dependent
Source: RefSeq, a predicted model, not a curated record